GCAGUUUUCUCUCUCAUUCCAGUAGAGUUCUUCUCAUCCUUGCUUUCUUUCAGCAAAAUAAGAAACGUGUUGAAGUUCUUCUAACAAACAAAAAAAUAAAACUUAAAUUUGUAUAAUGAGUGAUGAUGAAGAAAGAAUUAACCAAAGGGCUCAUAAACAAUUGCUACAGGCAAUCAGCGGCUUGGGGAAAACUCAGCACAUACGUCAUUCAACUCGCAAUGAGCCCAAACAGCAACAGGACGAAUUCCAGUUAGUUAAAGGAGGUGCAAGUGUUCUUGAAAAGAAAUUACAUCCAGUAGCUGUCGGUGAUAUUGUGCAGAUACUUAAAGGCAACAAAAAGCAUGUAGAAGCCGGCAAAGAAUUAAAGAAUGUAGUGGCCACCAAGAAGGUGUUGAACAAGCCCUUAGAGAAACCAUCUGCUGAAAGAAUUAAACGUACCAUUGGCUAUGAAAAUGUGAAGAAAAAAUUAGCAAGAUGGGAUGCUGUAGUAGCUAAGAAUAGAACCGAAGAAACCCAAAUUUUUCCUUUGCGCUAUGAAAGGGUUUAUGUGGACACUUCUGCUAAGCGUACACUAAAUUUGAGUCUGAAAACAGAUUUGAUGCUACAAAUGGAGGAAACUGAAAACAAAUUAAAAGCGCUAAAACACCAAAAUGUAGGUGAUCUAGAAGAACAAGAGAAACAAGAACAAUUGCUAUUACAGAAGAAAUUAACACGUGAGGAAUUAACUGCCAAGCGAAAAGAACUAGCUUAUCUGAAGAUGAGAGAGUCUCAAAAGUCGGCUAAAGCCCGCCUUCAAAACAAAAUUAAAUCCAAGAAAUAUCAUAAACUCAUGAGACGUCAAAAAUUGCAGGAGCAAAUAAAACAAUUUGAAAUAUUGCAGAAAACCAAUCCCGAGGCAGCCUUAGAAAAACUGGAUGCCUUAGAAAAAUCAAGGGCAUUAGAAAGAGCAAGUUUACGGCACAAAAAUACAGGAUCUUGGGCAAAAAAUUUGCAAAUACGUGCUAAAUAUGAUAAAGAUGUACGUAAGGAUUUAUCUGAACAGUUGCAAAUGAGCAGGGAGCUAACUAAUAAAAAACAUGAUAUAAGCGAAGAUGAGGAAAAAGAGGAACACGAGAACGAAACGCCGAGCGAUACAGUGCAUGGAGAAGAAAAUGAUCCGUUUAAUCCGUGGAUGAAAGGAAACGGUAAAUCUAAAGAUUUGCAUAAAGAGGAAGAGCAAAAAACACAUUGGCGAAAAUAUUGGUUGGAACGUAAUGACAAUGCGAAAAUGCUCGAAGAAUAUAAGAAAUUACUAGAAAAUGAUCAAGAGAAGGAAGAUGUAGAGCAGGAGGUAGGGGAACCACCUUCUAACGAAAGUACCAAGAAAAUAAAGAAGGUCAAGCAAACUUCUAAAAAAUCAAAAAAGCCGAAGAGGACCGUUAAGCCUGCAGUCAUCGAAAAUGGUUGGCUUGUAGAAGAAGUAGACCCCACUACCGAAAUAUCUUUAGAUGAUAUCUUUGAUGCUGAGGAAGAUCGGAUUAAAGAAAGCCUCAGCAAAAGAUUGAAAAAUCUAUCUGAACAGUCGAAACGUAUGAGUAAACUAAAGUCGACACAAAAAAAGACAAAAAUACUUCCUGACGCUUUAAAGACACUAAAUGAUUUAACUUUUAGUACUAACAAUAAAAAACCAAUCAUUGAUGAAGAGUUGCAAACAGAAGACCACGAUGACAAGAACACAUUUUCUAAAAAAAUGGAAAAUUUAGGAAAGACACCAGCCGAAAAACAGAGCAAAGAAGUUGAAGUUCCCUCCGACUAUCCCACUAUAGAGGAUUCUAUAGAUCCAACUCAAGUAGCCACGAUAAAAUUGAAUCAACAUCUGAAAGACUUUAAUGUUAUCAAUGAAAUAAUUGACGAUCCGAAUAUGGAGGAAAGUGACAAAGAAGAUGCUAUUAAUCGUGAGCAACAAAUGACAAUAGCUGAGGCAUUUGAAGAUGAUGAUAUAAUAGCUGACUUUUCGAGAGAAAAAGCGGAAAAUUCAGCACUUAAGAAUACCGAUAUUGAGCUAACAAUGCCCGGUUGGGGUUCUUGGGCUGGUCCCGGUAUUUCCGAAGAACAAGCGACGAAGCGUAAUAAACGUUUAAUACUAAAAUUAGCGCCACCUGAGAAAAGACGUGACGAGAAUAAAAAUAACGUGUACAUUAACGAGGAGGCUAGUAAGCAUUUAAGAAGCCACUUGACAUCUGAUGUACCCUUCCCCUUCACGUCCUUGAAGGAUUAUGAGAACAGCAUUCGAGCCCCUGUAGGCCGCAAUUUUGUAACCGAAACGUCGUUCCGUUUACUCACUCGCCCGGCGGUUAUAACACGCAAAGGUCAAAUCAUAGAGCCAAUGGAUCGUAGCGAGUUGGUGAAAAGGCCACGCAAGCUUAGGAAUCCAGUCGAUAUAAGAAUUUCCAAAAUGUCGAAAUAAAACUAUUUUAAAGUUAUUGGUACACAGCGGCAAGAAAUUUGUUUUUAAUUCUAUUUUGUGAUUUCAUUUCGAAACAACAAUCAGCCUUAAAGUUUAAAGGAGAAGCUUUUUCAUCCGAAUCGAAUUACAUUCCAAUUUCAAUGAAUCAAUCGUAAAAUUACUACAAUUAUCAAUCAACGCUAUCGUUGAUUGUGUGAACUGAUAUCGCUGUUCAUAUCACCUACAGUUAACCACAAUUUGAUUGCAAUCUGUUCCAUGAUGUUCUCCAGUGAUGGCCGCGGUUUUACGCAAUUAAUGAGACUUACUCUUACCACAUUACUAGAAAAAGAUAAAUGCGACAAUAUCUACUUUUAAAAAAUUUCUUCUGUAUUGCUCACCUCAGAGUACUUUACUCAAGAAGACACGAAGCGACCAAUGAAAGACCACUGAUGGUUUCACUUAUUAUGUCUUUGGUUAAUGACAAUAAUAGGCCUAUAAGCAUCAAUUAUUUACACUUAACAAAUAAAUUCAGUUAAAAUAUAAAACAAUGAUCAGGAACAAUUAGAAUCUAUGUUAGCAACGGAAAAUAGAACAUAUUGUUAACUAAUUUUGUGAACACAACGUGAAGGAGCUGUAAGCAUCUGCCGCAAAUACUGCGAAGAAGGCCAAAGAAGAGUCCCAGGAUUCUAGGCAGGCUUGAUCUUGAGCAAGUUAAAAGAUUUCUUGAAAUAUGCUUACCGUAUAGUACGAUUUUUGCCAACGCAGUGCCUCUUAUGCUUUCCACGCCUUUGCUGCUUGAAUAUCUCGUUCCGCAUUUUUGUGCUUGCUACUGCUU
Molecule: messenger RNA, 3260 nt
Organism: Glossina fuscipes
Lineage: Eukaryota; Metazoa; Arthropoda; Insecta; Diptera; Glossinidae
Product: U3 small nucleolar RNA-associated protein 14 homolog A
Exons: 2
Coding region: 116-2446 (776 amino acids)
Biological process (GO): rRNA processing
Cellular component (GO): small-subunit processome; nucleolus
Source: RefSeq, a predicted model, not a curated record